Molecule: messenger RNA, 1534 nt
Organism: Abrus precatorius (Indian licorice)
Lineage: Eukaryota; Viridiplantae; Streptophyta; Magnoliopsida; Fabales; Fabaceae
Product: alcohol dehydrogenase class-3
Exons: 9
Coding region: 67-1203 (378 amino acids)
Biological process (GO): formaldehyde catabolic process
Cellular component (GO): cytosol
Molecular function (GO): S-(hydroxymethyl)glutathione dehydrogenase [NAD(P)+] activity; zinc ion binding
Source: RefSeq, a predicted model, not a curated record
CUGUACUUUUAUCUAUCUGUGUUGUGUUGUUGUGUUGUGUGGUGUAGUCUUCUCAUUCUCAUCUCAAUGGCAACUCAAGGUCAAGUCAUUACCUGCAAAGCUGCGGUGGCCUGGGAACCCAAUAAGCCAUUGACCAUCGAAGAUGUUCAGGUUGCUCCACCUCAGGCUGGUGAGGUUCGAAUCCAAAUCCUCUACACAGCUCUCUGUCAUACCGAUGCUUAUACUUGGGGCGGCAAGGACCCAGAAGGUCUCUUUCCUUGUAUUCUUGGUCAUGAAGCUGCAGGGAUUGUGGAAAGUGUUGGAGACGGUGUUACUGAAGUUCAGCCUGGCGAUCAUGUUAUCCCCUGUUACCAGGCUGAGUGUAGAGAGUGUAAGUUUUGCAAAUCGGGCAAGACAAACCUUUGUGGGAAGGUUCGUAGUGCCACUGGAGCUGGGGUCAUGCUCAGCGAUCGCAAGAGUCGUUUCUCUAUUAAUGGAAAGCCCAUCUAUCAUUUCAUGGGAACCUCCACGUUUAGUCAAUACACAGUUGUGCACGAUGUUAGUGUAGCUAAGAUUGAUCCACAGGCUCCUCUGGACAAAGUUUGUCUUCUUGGAUGUGGUGUUGCGACUGGCCUUGGAGCUGUCUGGAACACUGCAAAAGUGGAGGCUGGGUCAAUUGUUGCUAUUUUUGGCCUUGGGACUGUUGGUCUUGCUGUUGCAGAGGGUGCAAAAACUGCUGGUGCAUCACGGAUUAUUGGCAUAGAUAUUGACAGUAAGAAGUUUGAUGUAGCAAAGAACUUUGGAGUCACUGAGUUUAUAAAUCCAAAUGAACAUGAGAAACCAAUUCAGCAGGUCAUAAUUGAUCUCACGGAUGGUGGAGUUGAUUAUAGCUUUGAAUGCAUCGGAAAUGUCUCUGUGAUGAGAUCUGCUUUGGAAUGCUGCCACAGGGGCUGGGGGACAUCAGUUAUUGUGGGUGUUGCUGCAUCAGGGCAGGAAAUAUCAACUCGCCCUUUCCAGUUGGUGAGUGGACGUGUCUGGAAAGGAACGGCUUUUGGUGGCUUCAAGAGCAGGUCCCAAGUGCCUUGGCUUGUAGACAAGUACUUGAAAAAGGAAAUCAAGGUUGACGAGUACAUUACCCAUAAUGUGACACUUGCCGAGAUCAACAAGGCUUUUGAUCUUUUGCAUGAAGGGGGAUGUCUUCGCUGUGUGCUUGCAACACAUUAAAAGCCUUGCUAGUUUCCUGUGGAAUGUGUGUUGGGUUGCUUUUCCCUCUUGUGGUGGUUAUAGUUUAAAUAAAACCUUGAGUGGCUGUAGUUUGUAACAUCAUUUUGGUCUAUAAUAUGGACGUUAUCUUCUGAAUCUUUUGGCGGACUUGUGACCAGAAGGCCUUAGCACUGAACACAUAAGCAUCCUUUUAAGUUGUGACUAUGAUAUUCGUAUAUUUUGCCUGUCAAGAAUCAUAUAUCACCACUCCAUCCUUCGGGUGAAGCUUUUUCAUAUAGGUGGUGCAUUGUUAUUCAAAUCUUUCGUUUGAAGUAAAUAGAUAUGGUUACUU